Epinephelus moara (kelp grouper) is the source of this 922-nucleotide messenger RNA. RefSeq names its product tumor necrosis factor receptor superfamily member 5-like. Gene Ontology annotation, cellular component: external side of plasma membrane. The record is from RefSeq and is a predicted model, not a curated record. Gene Ontology annotation, biological process: regulation of cell population proliferation. The transcript is spliced from 6 exons. Bases 1 to 780 code for a protein of 259 amino acids. Gene Ontology annotation, molecular function: signaling receptor activity; cytokine binding. NCBI's taxonomy places the organism in Eukaryota, Metazoa, Chordata, Actinopteri, Perciformes, Serranidae.
AUGAUUCAUCUGAGCUCUCCCCUGGCAGCCCUGUGCCUACUGAGUAUUUGGACUAUAGAACGCGCCGCAGGCUGUGGUGAUGGGCAGGAUGAGGUGGAUGGUCGAUGCUGUGACCUGUGUCCCUCAGGUAAAUAUAUGACUGAGUUCUGCUCAGAGCACAAGCAGACCGUCUGUAGACCCUGCAAGGAGGGCUACUUCGCCGACCAAUCCAACAUGUUUGACAGAUGUGAGAAAUGCAGGACGUGUCAACAAAAAUAUGCUGAGAAAUGUACACCGACCGCAAAUGCGAACUGUUCGUGCCUCCCUGGUUUCCUGUGCUCCAACAAUGUCUGUUCAAAGUGUGAGGAAAACAAAUGCGUCAGCGGGGAGAAACCGAUGAGAACAGCCAGUCUCCAGAGUGACGGGUUGAUAGAGUAUUCAUAUCAGUGUGAGCCUUCAUGCACUGAUAACACACGUUUUAAUGAGAAAGAGGGAAUCUGCGAGACACACAGAGAGGGCAGAGACUCCGUUAACUUGAUCAUCGGCAUCGGCUUUGUUUUGCUCUCUCUCAUCCUCCUUGUGUUUCUGUCUAAUGCCUUUAUAAAGACCCUGAGGAAGCACAAAACAUAUAAAACUCCAGUGGAAGUCUUAGCAAUCUCCGCCAACACCAGUGACUUUCACCUGUCGAAGGAGGAGAGCGGGGUCGCGUUCAUCAUGCAGGAUGAAACCAAGCAAAGCAACAGUUUGAGCCUCACAGAUCUGGAAAAAGUCAGCAGUUCCAACUGCUCAGGUGUCCCUUAAGGGUGGCACUUAACUCUUUGUUUGCUCCAGUAGAGCUACUCAGUGUCACAAAAAUGUCUCAAGGAGGGCUGUGGUGUGACUGUACAGAUUAUUUUGUAAAACUUAUUAAGUCUAUGAAUAAAUAUAUUAAUACUUUUCAAAA